Messenger RNA from Arabidopsis arenosa, 1818 nucleotides. The record is from the annotation of a GenBank genome assembly. NCBI's taxonomy places the organism in Eukaryota, Viridiplantae, Streptophyta, Magnoliopsida, Brassicales, Brassicaceae.
AUUAUUCGAUUCACGUAAGGCUAAGAAGAAUUUUUUGAAUCAAAGAUGGGUAGGGUUUUUAUGGUUGAUCUGGAGGGGAACAUCUACAUCUGCAAACUCUGUAAGACCCAUCUCUCUACAGAACAAGACAUCAUCUCUAAGUCUUUUCAAUGCAAGCAUGGAGGAGCUUAUCUCUUCAAUAACGUUGUAAACGUAUCGGUUGGAGUGAAAGAAGACAGAAUGAUGAUAACUGGACUACACACCGUAGUUGACAUUUUCUGUGUUGGUUGUGGAUCAAACGUUGGCUGGAAAUACGAGUUUGCACAUGAGAAGAGCCAGAAGUACAAGGAAGGAAAAUCUGUUCUUGAAUUAUACAAGAUUUCGGGUCCUCAUGAUAGCAACGACUUGAGGCUAUCAGACUACUUGGAUACUGCAAUUGGGCGCAACAACAGCUGGAGUGUUCCGAAGUUGUUGGAGUAUGCGAAGCUUCUUGGAUUCAGACGAAGAUGCAACGCAAGACACGAUCAGAUCACUUCUGCUUCAGUAGCAUGUUCGAAAAUCUUCACCACCUUCACUGGAGAUACUUUGUGGACAUUUGUCAUGGUCGCCAUCACCCGAAAGAUCAUGGUCUGCUUCGAUUGUAGUGCGAAGAACCCGACAUGGGCAUCAAUCACGUACGGGAUAUUUCUCUGCAUGGAUUGUUCAGCUACUCAUCGGAGUCUCGGUGUUCAUAUCAGCUUCGUCAGAUCAACGAAUUUAGACUCAUGGAGCUCUGAGCAGCUCAGGUCAAUGAUUUUUGGGGGCAACAACCGCGCUCAGUUGUUUUUCAAGGAACAUGGAUGGACCGAUAGUGGCAAAACCGAGGCUAAGUACACUUCAAGGGCUGCUGAUUUGUAUAAGCAGAUUCUUGCUAAAGAAGUUGCUCAAGACACUAAUUCUGCUCCAUUUUCCUCAUCUCUCGUUGUUACUUCUCAGCUACCGGAAGCAUCUAAUGCUUCUGAUGUCAAGGAAGAGUUACCUCCUAAUGAAACUUCUUCUGUCAAACUUGAAGCUACGAAAGCUUCUAAUGCAGUUAUUCGCAGUACGUUUAAGAAACAUAUUGGUGCGAAAAAGAUGGGAAAAGUUGGUGGUCUUGGUGCUCGGAAGCUGACUAUUAAGCCAAAUGAAAGUCUCUAUGAGCAGACACCGGAAGAAUCUGCACCAUCUUUAACUAAUAACAGCGGAACCAAAUCAUCAUUUGCUUCUCGGUUUGAGGACAUUGACGACGACUCACAUUCUGGAGGAGAAAGUGGUGGUGGUACACUAGUGCUUAGCCACGUUGCUGAACCACCAAAGUCAUCAUCAAGCUCCAGCUCCACUUCUUCCAACAAAUAUGCUGAUCGUGAAUCUGAUGAGGAGGUCUCGGAGAAGAAAGGUUUAUGGUCGUCGGUAGUGAACAUAGCGGUACAAAUGAAGAAGGCGCUCACUACAAGACGUCCUCCAAUAGAUAUUUAUUUUAUCCGUAGCGAAGUGACAGAGGUAAUGGAGAAAUUGCAUGCCUCCGAUGCUGAAACCAUCCCUCGUGCCACCCGUAUAGAAAUGGUCAACCAAUUGAAUUGCUACGUCAUAAUGUCAUAUUGGCGUCUUUGCGAUGAUUAUGAAUACGGACCCAUAAUUGAGAGUUGCCGAAAGGAUGUGCUGCUCUUAUUGAAUGAGAUAUAUCCGCCGGUAAUAGAUACGCCGGAAAAUUAGUUCCAGCAACAAGUCGGUCUAAUUAACAAAGGACUAGAAAUUGGUAUGCUUUUUAUUUGGUCCUAUGUGUAUGCAAGUUUGUUUGGGUACUAAACACACUGUGUAGUG